Centruroides sculpturatus (bark scorpion) is the source of this 2269-nucleotide messenger RNA. Its product is annotated as basigin-like. The record is from RefSeq and is a predicted model, not a curated record. NCBI's taxonomy places the organism in Eukaryota, Metazoa, Arthropoda, Arachnida, Scorpiones, Buthidae. Gene Ontology annotation, molecular function: cell-cell adhesion mediator activity. The transcript has 7 exons. Gene Ontology annotation, biological process: axon guidance; dendrite self-avoidance; homophilic cell-cell adhesion. Bases 627 to 1604 code for a protein of 325 amino acids. Gene Ontology annotation, cellular component: axon; plasma membrane.
AAUGCUUCAAUCAUUGUAACGUUGCUUGAUAAAGACCGGAGAAUCACGGUAAGAGAAAUUGAGGUGAAGACAGGAAUCUUGAAAACGAGUCAUAUUUUAACACGGGUGCUAGGCAAACGAAAGGUCGCGGAUCAUCAAACUUCUCAAAAAGUACGGCUGGGAACAGCUCCGCCACCUGGCUUAUAGUCCCGAUCUGAGCCCACCCGACUUCGAUCUCUUCCCCAAGCUGAAGGAACCUCUUCGGGGGUGCAUUUUCCAACGCUGGAAGAGUGCCAAAGAGAAGUGACCCGACAGAUUCGGAUGCUCAAUAAGAAGGGGACGCCGAACGGAAUCCAAGCACUUCCAAGCCAUUGGCAAGUGUGCAUCGAUAAGGGAGGGGAUUAUUUUGAAGGCCUGUAAUCAUUUGUAUCUUCUUCAAUAAAUAUUUUUCGAGUUAGAGCCAACUGUGCAUUACUUUUGGGACAACCCUCAUAUUCCUAGUAACAAACUUUUAGUUACACAUAAGUAAAAUUGUUCUUUCUUUAUAUUUAGUUAUCGAAUGUAGUAAUGGUCCGAGCGGCGUCACUUUCGUGAAACAGGGAAAUAAAUUUACGCUCACGUGUAAAGUUCCGUUGGCCGGACUUCACAUGUGGUACAAAGAUGGCAAACUCAUAUCGCCGAACGUCGUCAAUAAUUAUCACCUAGCUCAAGAACUCGUUUCCGGAAAUGACCAAGAGAAAGAAUUACUCGAAUUUUACAUAUUAAUGAAACUAUCCGUGGAACGGGCAGACACCUUUCAUUCGGGAGAAUAUAAAUGUAGUAGUGUCAGUCCUUUUUCUCAACACAUUAUUGUAAUAAAUGAUAACAUGAUAAAAACAAAUGAAGAAGAAGCAGGGAAAGGAUUAACUCUUUUACCGGGGAAAGAACUCGUUCUUCAAUGUGAAACAACCGUCUGCGUAAAUUGCACUGUGGAAUGGUUGAAAGAUGGAGAACACUUAAACAAGUCAGACGAGAGAAUUCGUAUCUACGACACAAAUAAUUCAUUAAUCAUCUCUCCGGCCCGAGUAUCGGAUACGGGGGAUUACAUGUGUUUCAUUAACAAAUCCAUCAUUGGCGAAUUUAUAAAUGCCACGAUCAUCGUAAGACCAAAGACUCAAGUGGAACAGUUCGACAAGUCUAUCAAUUUGGUACAGGGUAACAAGUUAAAUUUGCACUGCAAUGUCAAAGUGGGCAUUCCGGUUCCCACCAUUUCUUGGUACAAAGACGGACAGUUAUUAAAUGGCAGUGACGAUCACAUUGGAUUUUCAGAAGACGACAAAGGAAUUCCGAAUGCGAUUCUUACAAUAGACGAAUUAGAAUUCACCGAUCGUGCUAACUACAUGUGUGAAGCAGACAACGGAAUUAGCAGUUCUAAUGCUACAACUCUCGUCAGAGUAAAAGAUAAGCUUGCUGCCCUGUGGCCGUUUCUUGGAAUCUGUGCAGAAGUCAUCAUUCUCUGCACCAUCAUAUUUAUUUAUGAAAAGAGAAAAGUCAAAGAAGUCACUAAUACCGACGUGGACCAGAUUGCAGAAAGCAGGAAUGUACCCGAGAGAGGAAGAAGUCAGGAGAUCAGGCAGAGGAAAUAAGCGAGGAGAAACUAGGUCCCGAUGGUUUACAUUUAACUAACUAAAUGUAUAGAAAACAGUUACAAAUAUGUUAAUACGUAAACAAAAUUGUGAAGAACGACCGCGUAGACGUGAGUGAAAAUCGUGUACAUAAAUACAACGAAAUAUCUUAAAUACCCCACGUGUAAUGAUGUAUGUAGACUAGUUGCAACCCCUUUAGGCCAUAGACCCAUCCGCGUCGAGACAAAAGUGCACGAGACGAAGCAGUUUAUUUUUAUCACAUAAAAAUGCAUAUCCGAUCCGCCCGGAGUUGUUGCCCGUGUUUCGUUUUCUGGAGCCCACCCGAGACAAAAACCCGUUUGGCGAUGAGCCGACUGGCAAAAUUCAUAUGUUUCGGGGUGCAAGUUCUGGCAUAUUUUAAAAUUAUAAUUGGCAUCGGUGUCAUUCCUUUUCUUAUGCGCGGAAAGAACCGUUGUUGCAAACUGUAAUAUUUAAAUAUAAAUAUUGUUGUAAAAUUAAUCUAUAAAUGUUAACCGCUCGCAGAUGCUUAUUUUUUUAGACCAGAAUUCUAAACCAACGCCCGCAUCAGCGAGUGGAGCUGUUCUCUCAAAACUGCGUGGCGGAGCCGUCGCCGACGUCGAGCAAUAAUACUUGUUCGUUUCGCUUUCGACCGGCCGCACCCAGCA